Messenger RNA from Etheostoma cragini (Arkansas darter), 2999 nucleotides. It is a transcript of the gene rps6ka1, whose product is annotated as ribosomal protein S6 kinase a, polypeptide 1. The record is from RefSeq and is a predicted model, not a curated record. The transcript has 22 exons. The coding region runs from base 555 to 2762 and encodes 735 amino acids. Gene Ontology annotation, molecular function: magnesium ion binding; ATP binding; ribosomal protein S6 kinase activity. Lineage: Eukaryota; Metazoa; Chordata; Actinopteri; Perciformes; Percidae. Gene Ontology annotation, biological process: intracellular signal transduction; protein phosphorylation; positive regulation of DNA-templated transcription.
AGUACUACAGAGCCACACUGGGGUGUCAGCGCGCGUCGCACACGGUUGGGAACCGGGAGAAAUCACAAGUGCACGGGGUGGAAGCUGACAAGAUCUGAUACGGCGUCGAUUGCAAAGACAGCACGGACUCUGGCUAAUUCCUUCAGUUGGCAUUAAACUCCCAGCCCUGUUAAAGGACCCCACUGUUGGGCUCUCCUCUGCUCUCCCGCCCGCCAAACCCAAAUCACGACAAGCCACUGCGUGUACCUAAAGGGACAAGAGGGUUUGUUUGGUGUUUAUGGGGUUUUCAGCUGGAUUAUCACUUCCAACAAAUACACACAAGUGGGCAGCCGCCGGAGUCAAAUCAAGGGAUUACAAUUGUUUGUAAAGCUCUUGGUUGAGCUUGCAACGUCUUCUUCCCCGAGCCGCAGAGAGCAAAGUGCUGAUAAAUCUACCCCACCUGGACUUUGGACCCGAGGAGCUUCUCGGUAAAGUGCACAAGCGGCACCGACGAGAUCUAGGGAGACCGAAUUCGUACUUGAGCAGCUGAGAGGGAAACAAAAAAUCCUGAGAACAUGCCUCUUGCUCAGAUCGCAGAGCCAUGGCCCACUAUGGAACUAUUGCAGCUGGAAACGGAGAAUGGGCAGAGCAUUGCUGAGGAUGGAGUCACACCUGCUGUCAAGGAAGAUGGAGAUAUCAAGGAGAUCAACAUUACCCAUGUGGUCAAGGAGGGCUCAGAGAAGGCUGAUGCCUCUCAGUUUGAACUGCUCAAAGUGUUGGGACAGGGAUCCUUUGGCAAGGUGUUCCUGGUGCGAAAGGUAACCCAUCCCGAUGCCAACCAGCUCUAUGCCAUGAAGGUCCUCAAGAAGGCCACACUCAAAGUGAGAGACCGUGUGAGAACCAAGAUGGAGAGAGACAUCCUGGCAGACGUCAACCACCCAUUUGUUGUCAAACUGCACUAUGCAUUCCAGACUGAAGGGAAGUUGUACUUGAUCCUGGACUUUCUCAGAGGAGGUGAUCUCUUCACUCGACUCUCCAAAGAGGUGAUGUUCACAGAGGAGGAUGUGAAGUUUUAUCUAGCAGAGCUGGCAUUAGGACUGGACCACCUCCAUGGCCUGGGCAUCAUUUACAGGGACCUCAAACCUGAAAACAUUCUCCUAGAUGAGGAGGGACAUAUCAAACUUACAGAUUUUGGCUUGUGUAAAGAAGCCAUUGAUCAUGAGAAGAAAGCGUAUUCCUUCUGUGGUACUGUGGAGUACAUGGCACCGGAGGUUGUGAACAGGCAGGGACACGACCACAGUGCCGACUGGUGGUCAUUUGGAGUACUAAUGUUUGAAAUGUUGACCGGAUCGCUGCCAUUUCAAGGGAAGGACCGCAAAGAAACGAUGAACCUGAUUCUGAAGGCGCGUCUGGGAAUGCCUCAGUUCCUGAGUGCGGAGGCCCAGUCUAUGCUCAGGGCCUUGUUCAAGAGGAACCCUGCCAACAGACUGGGAUCUGGUGCUGAUGGUGCAGAAGAGCUCAAACGGCAUGGUUUCUUCUCCACCAUAGACUGGAAUAAACUCUUCAGAAGAGAAUUAAAACCUCCGUUCAAACCAGCGGUGGCGCGUCCGGACGACACCUUCUACUUUGACUCUGAGUUCACCUCUCGCACCCCUAAAGAUUCCCCCGGCGUGCCCCCCAGUGCCGGAGCUCACCAGCUCUUCCGAGGCUUUAGCUUUAUUGCGUCGACUCUGUUGGAGAAGGAAGGUUCAGUGGAGCAAGCCAAGGCCCCUCCGCACCCAGUAGUCCAGCAAUUACACGGGAAGAACCUGCUGUUCAGCGACGGCUACAUAUUAAAGGAAGACAUCGGCAUGGGCUCCUUCUCUGUCUGUAAACGAUGUAUCCACAAAGCCACCAACACAGAAUACGCUGUCAAGAUGAUUGAUAAGACCAGUACAGACCCCUCUGAGGAGAUUGAGAUUCUGCUUAGAUAUGGACAGCACCCCAACAUCAUCACACUGAAGGAUGUGUACGACAACGGUAAGCAGGUGUUCAUGGUGACGGAGCUGAUGCGUGGAGGAGAGCUGCUGGAUCGGAUCCUCAAACAGAAGUUCUUUUCGGAGAGAGAGGCCAGCGCUGUGCUUUAUACCAUCACCAAGACUGUAGAGUACCUGCACUCACAGGGGGUGGUGCACAGAGACCUGAAGCCCAGCAACAUCCUCUAUGUUGACGAGUCGGGGAAUCCAGAGUCUAUCAGGAUCUGUGACUUUGGCUUCGCUAAGCAAUUGCGUGCCAACAACGGCCUGCUGAUGACCCCGUGCUACACGGCUAACUUUGUAGCUCCUGAGGUGUUGAAGCGUCAGGGCUAUGAUGAAGGGUGUGACAUCUGGAGUCUGGGAGUCUUACUGUACACCAUGAUGGCCGGUUUUACUCCAUUUGCUAACGGACCUGAGGACACACCAAAUGAGAUCCUGAACAGGAUAGGCAACGGUCACUUCAGUCUGACUGGAGGCAACUGGGACACUGUGUCCGAGGCGGCCAAGGACCUUGUGUCCAAGAUGCUUCAUGUGGACCCCCAUCAGAGACUGACUGCUAAGCAGGUCCUCAAACAUCCCUGGAUUGUUCAGAGAGACAAACUACCCAACAGCCAGCUCCCACACCAGGACCCCAAACUGGUCAAGGGUGCGAUGGCAGCCACCUACUCUGCCCUGAAGAACUCCCAACCAACUCCAGAGCUCAAGCCCAUCGAGAGCUCCUUCCUAGCUCAGAGGCGCGUUAAAAAGCUUCCCUCCACCUCCCUGUAGAGACUCAAAUCCACCAAUUGGCUCACUGGAGACUGACCACAACUGCACCUCUUGACUCCAACCACCCAGUUAGCACGGGGACUCAAGUGUCCACUCGCCUCUACCAGCCAAGGAUCGCUGACUGUGGUCCAUUGUCCUGCUCCUGCUAUCAUCCUCCUUGUUCGGGCUCUUCAGCUGCUGUUUGCCAGUCUCCUUGGACUAGCAAAAGAUCGUGAAGAUAGAUGGGGGCGAUGAGGG